AUGGAGAUUGCCCGCACCUCCAUGAUCCAUUCCUACGCGCCCCAUUUUCUGUGGCCCUACGCGGCUCGGUACGCCGCUCACCAGCUGAAUCUCUGGGCUCGCGUCUCUCGGUCAGCGGCUUCACCGACCAGUCUUUGGACAGGGUCCCCUGGUGUUGCGUCGAGGUUUCGUGUCUGGGGCUGCUUGGCGCUUGUCCGCGACACCUCUGCGGACAAGAUCUCACCUCGCGCCGUCCCCUGUGUCUUCCUUGCUCCUCCUCCUCCCGCCCCUGCUCCUCCGGUACCCCCCCCUGUUCCCGCUCCGUCUGGUGUGUCCCACGCUACUCCCCCCCCCCCUCGGUUCCCCCCCCAGGUCUCUCCUCCUUCCCCACAGUCGUCCUCACAGCCUCCGCAGCAGCCGCCAGCGCUUCCUUUACCGGCCACUGCACACUCUGAGGGUGUUGGUGCUCGAGGUAAGAGCUCUGGCGGUGCUCGCUCUGGGGGUGCUGGCGUUGGAGCUGUUCGUGCACCUACAGAAGCUGCCCAUUCCGGGGGUGUUGGCGUUGGCGCUAAGCGUGCACCUGCCACAGCUGCCCGUUCCGAGGGUCCUGGAGCUGGUGGUGGUGCUGGAGCUGGUGGUGUUUCUGGAGCUGGAGAGUCUGGGGCUGGUGCUGGUGCCACUGGAGGCACCACGACUGGGGGUGCGGGUACACCUCCUACAGGUGCUGGUCGUGCUGCCGCGGGAGGUACUCGCUCUGGGGGGGCUCAACCGGGUACUAUCGAGGAUGGAGUCAGUUCUUCUGCUGCGUCUCCUGCCACCACUCCUCCUCCUCACCCCUACCCGACUCAUUACCAAGCCCUUCUUCGUCUAGAGCGUGAGGAGCAGCAGCGUUUGGAGCGUGAGAGGUCGGAGGUUCAGCAGCGGGUGGAGCGUGAGUGGUUGAAGUCGCAGCGGGAGAAGCAGUAG
Closterium sp. Yama58-4 is the source of this 945-nucleotide messenger RNA. NCBI's taxonomy places the organism in Eukaryota, Viridiplantae, Streptophyta, Zygnematophyceae, Desmidiales, Closteriaceae. The record is from the annotation of a GenBank genome assembly.